Messenger RNA from Setaria italica (foxtail millet), 1097 nucleotides. Its product is annotated as myb-related protein 308-like. Lineage: Eukaryota; Viridiplantae; Streptophyta; Magnoliopsida; Poales; Poaceae. The record is from RefSeq and is a predicted model, not a curated record. The transcript has 2 exons. The coding region runs from base 167 to 949 and encodes 260 amino acids.
CGCUAGCUACCAGCCUACCACCAGGCACGCGCCAUAUAUACGGCCCCCCCGCGGCGCCGCGCCCCGGCAACAGGAGAGAACUCUGCCGCGCUAGCUGCUCGCUCGCUCCACCCGAUCGAGCGAGCACUCGUCACCCGUCAAUCCCGACACGCGACGCGGCGAAGCCAUGGGGAGGUCGCCGUGCUGCGAGAAGGCGCACACGAACAAGGGCGCGUGGACCAAGGAGGAGGACGAGCGGCUGGUGGCGUACAUCCGGGCACACGGGGAAGGGUGCUGGCGCUCGCUGCCCAAGGCCGCGGGGCUGCUGCGCUGCGGCAAGAGCUGCAGGCUGCGCUGGAUGAACUACCUCCGGCCGGACCUCAAGCGCGGCAACUUCACCGACGAGGAGGACGAGCUCAUCAUCCGACUGCACGCACUCCUCGGCAACAAGUGGUCUCUGAUCGCCGGGCAGCUGCCGGGCCGCACCGACAACGAGAUCAAGAACUACUGGAACACGCACAUCAAGCGCAAGCUCCUCGCCCGCGGCAUCGACCCGCAGACGCACCGCCCGCUCGGAGCCGGCGGCGCCGGCGCCGACGCCGCGGCGGCUACCGGCAUCGCGGCGCACCGGGCGGCGGCGCUGCUGCACCCCGCAGCCGCCGCCCCGGCUUCUCCCGUCGCGCUCGCCGUGAUCAAACCGGCGCCGGCGGAGUCGUCGGACGACGGCGGGCGCAGCAGCAGCAGUAGCGGUGGCGCGAGCACGGGGGAGCCACGGUGCCCCGACCUGAACCUCGACCUGUCCGUCGGCCUGCCGGCGGCCGACACGCCCACCUCGCAGCCGCAGCCGGUGGUGUGCCUCUGCUACCGCCUGGGCCUCCGCGCCGGCGAGGCCUGCGGCUGCCAGGCUGACAAGCCGGGCCCGCAGGGGUUCAGAUAUUUCAGGCCGUUGGAGCAGGGCCAGUACAUAUGAAUCACCCAGAGAGAGGACUGAUGGAGGAGUCGCUGUGUUUAGAUAGCUUCAUCGCGGCAAUUUGUAAGACAGGCAGUUUUCUGAGUAACGGACAGCACUGUUCAAGGGAGGGAAAUGAAAAAGGAGGUUAAAACAACGCUGAUCGUCU